GCAGCAGAUCAAAUAAAGAAGUUAUACAAUCUUUUCCUACAAAUUGAUGCCACUCAAGUGGAGGUGAAUCCCUUUGGUGAAACUCCAGAAGGACAAGUGGUAUGCUUUGACGCCAAGAUAAAUUUUGAUGACAAUGCUGAGUUCAGGCAAAAAACCAUAUUUGCCAUGGAUGACAAAUCUGAGAAUGAAGCAAUGGAAAAUGAAGCUGCCCAUUACGACUUAAAGUAUAUAGGUCUGGAUGGAAACAUUGCCUGUUUUGUAAAUGGCGCUGGACUUGCAAUGGCAACCUGUGAUAUAAUUUCCCUUAAUGGUGGGAAACCUGCCAACUUCCUGGAUCUUGGCGGAGGUGUGAAAGAAGCACAAGUGUAUCAAGCAUUCAAAUUGCUCACUGCAGAUCCCAAG
Protobothrops mucrosquamatus (brown spotted pit viper) is the source of this 402-nucleotide messenger RNA. RefSeq names its product succinate--CoA ligase [GDP-forming] subunit beta, mitochondrial-like. Gene Ontology annotation, molecular function: succinate-CoA ligase (GDP-forming) activity. The annotation marks the transcript as partial. The record is from RefSeq and is a predicted model, not a curated record. Gene Ontology annotation, cellular component: succinate-CoA ligase complex; mitochondrion. Gene Ontology annotation, biological process: tricarboxylic acid cycle; succinyl-CoA metabolic process. The transcript is spliced from 3 exons. NCBI's taxonomy places the organism in Eukaryota, Metazoa, Chordata, Lepidosauria, Squamata, Viperidae.